AUGCCAGGGGAGCAGCCCCUCGGAGCACUGCCCCUGGCCAUGACCGGAGACCUGCAGCCCCGCUCAGCCUGCCACAACUCAGGGCGCCCCUCCCGGCCCCCCAGCGAGGAUGGCACCCAGGCCUGUAGGACCACCAAGGGCACAAGGGAGGUGGGCAGUGGGGCCCAGGCCACAGAGCUCCCUAAGGCUCAGCCACAGCAGGCCAGUGAGGUGGAACCUGGGGCCCUGAGCAGCAGCCUGUGGCAGCCCAGAAAGGGGGGCAGCCUCCAGGGUCCCCCAAGGAAGGGCCAUAUGCAGACACGAGCCCGGCGACCUGGCAGGGGGGAUGGCAGCCCACAGCAGGUCUACAGACUGAGCAUCACUGGCGCAAAGGACAAACAAGCCCCAGACGAGAUCCCCGAGGACCCCCCACUUGAGGCCCCCCAGGGCCCAGGUACAGGAGCCCCCCUCACACCCAGCCUCCUGAGAGCCGAGGCCCCACCUGUGCCUGACCAGCUCAGCUUCCAAAGGUGCUUCCCGGAGACCCACUCCAGCUUUACCUCCACCGACUAUACCUCACCCAGCCCCACCCCUGGGCCCCCACCCCUGAGUGCCCCCCGGUCCCGCGGGCCCAGCCCCAGCAGGCCCGCCUCCUACUUGGAAUUCCCAGCCAGCAGGGCCAACUCCUGGCCUCCUGCUGCUGAGAGCAGCUUCCCAGGUGCUAAUUUCGGGGUCCCUCCCACCGAGCCUGAGCCCUUUCCCGAAGACAGUGGACCAAGCUCCAGCGCCGGGGUGGUCUCCUUUCAGUACCCCUUCCCAGCACUGCACAGGGCCAGUCCGAAGCCCUUCUCCCUGGACACGGCCCGGCAGGAGUAUGCCAACAACGGGGCCGUGGUGUUUGCCUUCCACCUGACUCAGGGCGCAUGGCCAGAGGGGCCAGUGGGCGCUAACCCGGCCUAUCAACUGCCUGCCCAGCCACCACCCUCACUGCUGCCCUGCUACCCGGGCCCAGCCAGCAGUCUUGACACACCCCACGACCUCAGUGGGGCUCUCUCCCCACCUGGUGUUGCUCCCCCAGCCCCCAGCCCCUUCCUGGCCAGUCUGCACGAGAGCCUGACCCCAGCCCUGCCCGAAAGGCCGCCAUCAGCCCAUGACGAGGCAGCAAGUCCAAGGGGGCCCCCAAAUCCUCUGCCCCCAAUGCACUUUCUCAGCAAAGCCUAUGGCAGCCCCAAAGCCCCCAGCGUGGGCACUAGCCCAGGACCUCUGGACAAGGAGCUUGCCACCCCGGGAUGCACGCCCACCCCACGGCCCCAGUUGUGGGAGGGGGCCAGCAAGGCCUUGCCCCUGAUGGACCCCGCCACAGCCCCCCACCCCACUGUGCCCUCAGUGCCCCCGGCCACAGCCAGGGGAGCGUUCUUCAAAGGCCAGGGGCUCUGCCUUCCGCAUAGCCCCCCACGGCCCUGGCCCCCAGUGCUCCCAGUCACCAGGCCCAGCCCUACCCCAGUGGAGCUGCUGAACCAGUUGCCAUACCCCACUGGGGCCCCCAAGUGGCUGAGCAGCAGCCAAGGAGCCCUGGGUGGCCCCAGCCACACGCCUGGGCCAGCAGAGAAGUUGGCGGUGCCAAGGAACAGCCCUGGCACGCCCAGCGGCAGCCCCCCUGGGCUUUUCUCGUACAGUGGCCUGCAGGACGCAGCUGCCCAGCCCCUAUUCUUUGGGGUGACCCCACCCCAGUCUUCCCCCCGUGGGAUCCCCGGGCUGCCCCAACCCAGAGGGGUGGGCGCCUCCCCAAGCGAGUCCCCGCUCCCCUCACCUGCCACCACCGUGGCCAGCGGCAGCUCCUGCUCAUCCUUGUCGCCGCUGUCCAGCAGCCCAGCCAACCCCAGCUCAGAGGAGGGCCAGCUGCCUGGGCUGCUGGGGCCCUCAGCCUUCUUCCACCAUCCCACCCAUCCCCAGGAGGGUGGCAACACCUUCCCGCCCCCCAAGCCCCUCCCUGCUGUUCCCAUCCACUACCAGCCCCAGCCUGAACCGCCCAAGGCCUUCCCGUUCCCGUCGGAAGCGCUAGGGCCCGACAGGGCCUUCGAGUGCGUGGAGGAGGCACCAUUCACCAGCACGGGCCCAGGCUCAAGCAGAGCAGCACUGGGGGAUUUUUCCCAGGAGCCGCCUCCAUACUCUGCUCACCACUUUCCCCUGAGCAGUGCCAGCCUGGACCAGCUGGACGUGCUGCUGACCUGCCGGCAGUGUGACCAGAACUACAGCAACCUAGCCUCCUUCCUGCAACACCGGCAGUUCUGUGGCCUGCUGCUGCCCAGGGCCCCCGAGGGCCCCCCAGGGCCCCCCACGCCCACCCCCCCAGUGUUGGCCACACCCAGGGCACCAGCCGACACACAACACCCGAGCUUACUGGGCCCCACCAAGAUGGCCAGCUUCCUGCUUGAUGGGGACGUCCUCCAUGGCCUAGUCACUGCCCCGUUACCGCUCCCAGCCUCGGACCUGGACCUAGAGGAUGUCGCCAAGCUGGACAGCCUCAUCACCGAGGCACUCAACGGCCUGGAGGACCCAUCAGACACCCCUGAGAUCGACAGCAGCUUCAUUGACGUUUUUGCCGACGAAGACCCUCUGGGCCCUAGAGUCCCCAGCACUGGACAGCCCCCCAAGACCAGGGUAGGGGCGACUUCAGAGCCCAGGGCCCAGUCCCUGCUCCUAGCCAUGGCACCCACACCAGAGCCCAGAGCCCCCUGCCCUAGGACUGAGGGCUGCCCGCCAUGCAACAGGCCUGAAACACGCUCCUGGGGCCCGGCUCCCCCAGAGGCAGACGAGGCUGGCCUGGCUGGGCAGUCCAAGAGGAGCAAGCGGUUCAAGUUGCUCCAGGAUGGGCUGGACAAGGCCCAGGCGCCUAGUAGGGGCCCCAGAACCAUCUGCCUGAGGCCUAGGAGGAAAGGUGGCAGAGCGGAAGCACCCCCACCUCGAGUGCGAGACCUCCGGGCCCAGACCCCCAGGGGUCACACAGACACUGGUGGCCAGGCCCUGAGCACCAGCCCUCUGCCUGUGCAGACCCGGCCCCUGCAGCCAUUCCGCAGGAAAGAAGCCCGGAGGAGGGCUGCUCGUGGUGGCCGCUGGAACAAGGAGCUCAUCCACAAGAUUGUACAACAGAAGAACGAGUUCCGAGAAUAUGACUACGCCUCCGAGUCCGAGGAGGACAAGGGCCCGGGGGCUGCACCUGACCCUCCGCAGCGGGCAUCUGGUGCCAAAGGCUGGCCCCGCUUCAACUGCCAGGGGCAGCGCCGAGGGGAGAAGAAGAAGGACAUACGGGCCAGAGUGACCCCGGGCCCCAGAGACGAGCAAGACCAGCAGACAUCCAAGAAGGUUGUAAGGCAGGAAGCAGGGGCAGACAGGGGCUCCCCGGACCCAGAGUCUCCAGGUGAGGCUGCCUCAGGCCCAUUGCAAAGCCCCAGGCUCAGAGAGCCCCAGGAGGAAAGAGUCCCCAAGGGUGCCAGUCACACUUCUGUCAGCACAGGGACACCAAAGCAAAAUUGCCCACUGCUGGGCUUCUUCCAAGAGACCAAGCAUGCUGAGAUUGCUCAAGAAGUCCCCACUGGCACCACGAAACUUCUCAGAGAGGUUUCCAGUCUGUCUCCGGGCAACGGUGUGGUAGGAGACAGCAGCCCCCCAGCCCCAGAGCAGCCCCAACCUGGCCGAGAAGACACCAGCCCUCCCCGGUCAGCAGGAAGCCUCACUGGCAUGGAGCCAAGGGGACACACCCCACCAGCAGGUGCAGAUGGCUGGCCCCUUGUCUCUCCUGACGGAGGGUGCCCGCCAAAGUUCCAGCCAGGAGAAUUGCUCAUGCCCACUGCAAGAGUCACAGAUGCUGCUCGCCCCGCACCCAUCACCCUGCUUUUAAAGAGCAAGGGUCUUGGCUGGGAGCCUCGUCAGUGUAAGGGAGACCCUGUAGGGGUCCCAGCUGCCAAGAAAGGGGCCCCAGCCUGCAGAAGUCCUCCCAGUGACUUACUCCUCGGGCCCAAAGAGCCGGCUGGCCCCUGCUUCGAAGACCUGUGCUCCAAACCCUUGGCUCCAAAUGGGCCAGUUGACAGUGUGUGCCUUUGCCGGGACACUGUGGAUGCCAGUCCCCUUGUGCAAAAGUCUCCCAGGAAUGCAUCCUACCCUGCUGAAAUGGAGCCCGGCGACGUGCAGUCCCCACUGACAUUGGAGCCCACCUCACUCUUCAGCAGGCUGCCCAUAGACAGGUUCGACCCCCUGCUUUAUGACAGCCUGCUGGCAAAUAAGGACAACCACACGCCACUCACCUGUGCCAACUCGCCCCCGAGGAAGUCCCUGCUGGACCCGCCGUACCCCAUGUGUGUGCCCCAGAAAGACUGGUCACUGCUGGAGGAAGUGUCCCCUGGGCUGCCCAGCGAUAUGGGCCACUUCCCUGACCCCCCAGGGGGAAGGUCAUGUGGCCAGAAGGGUCUCAGUGAGAAGCCAGCAGCGCCCAGCCUGCCCCCUCCACCAGGGAAGGGAAGCGAAGGUGGUGCUACAUUUGUGAACAGCCUGUCAGAGGAGGAACUAGAGAUCAAACGGCUGGUCACCGAGCUGGAGAGUCAGCUGCAGACAAGCAUGGUCGAAGGCCAGGCCCCCAUGCUACCGGAUGUGGAGCCCAAGGGCAGCAAAAACCUGGGGAGAGGCACACGCCAGCCCCCUACACCACCUGCCAGCCCAGCCACCAUGCCCCAGCAGGACACGUUCUUGGCAGACGGUUUUGCUGGUCUUGGGAGAUCAAGUCCAUGUCAGGACAGUGCGGAAACGGCGGUGGCUUCUGAGAAAAGGGCUCUGGGGAGCCCCCAGGGGUGCUGGCCCUGCCCGGCCUCCUGCCGCCUUGUGGAAGUGGCCCUGCAUCCUGGUGUCCGAGAAGGUGUGGAGUCCACAGCUCCUGUCAGCCCCCCUGGGGCUGGCCACACUGUUCAGCCAGCCCCCCAGACGGCCAAAGUCCAGAGGAUGGAGCCUGCCCAGGCAGAGGGGGAUGGUGGGGUCUGCCUGGACAUCGAUUUGCCCAACCCCAUCAAGCCAUUCCCAACCCUCCUGGAUGCCAGGAGCUCCACAGACGGCAGCCCAGACCGAGAGCCUUGGUUUCCUAGGAGUAACGAGACCACCAGAACACACCCAGGUGGGGAGGUCCUGCUGCCGUGUCCCCGAAAACGAGGAGAGGGCCUGUCCCCAGAGCCCCUCAAGGCAGGGAGGGCAUGCCAAGAUACUCCCGAGUCAGGGACCUACGGCAGCCCCAUCACCCAUCCAACACCUAGCCUGGAGGGUCAGGGUGGUGGAGGUCUCCCUCUGGGGGCCAUACCCCUCUCUGGUGCCAGACACUGCGGUGCUCCCCAGGAACAAUCAGUGGGUAACAAGGUGUCUGAACCAGCAAAGGUGCAGUCGAGCCCUGUGCCGCAUCCUGCCCAUGUGCCCGAUGCUGGUCCAGGGAUCGGGCCCCCGGCCUCAGCCACCAGCCCUGGUCAGCUCCAGCUUCUGGUGGCCAGAGCUGCUGAAAGUGAAGAUGGAGCCAAGUGCCCUCAGCACAGUAAUCCCGCAGGUCCAGGAGGGGAUGGUGUAGAUGGUAGGAGCGUAGCCGGAAGCCAAGCCCAGAACUCCAACGGAGAUUUGCAAGGGAUAACUGCUCCUGCUGUGGCCGGCUGUCCGCUGGGGCCAGAGGCAGAUCGACACCUGGGCUCACUCAGCCAGGCCAGGUCUUGGGCCCCAGAUCCCAAAGGCCAAGACAGCCAGCUGCAGCCAGAGGAGCAGGGGGCCUUGGGGGAUCCAGGUGACCUCGCCAUGGCCAAGGCUGAGCCUGGAGCCGCACUGACCAGGCACACCGGGGCAACAGGCGGGCUUGGGGGACAGUUUGAGGGAGGCAGGGUGGCCUGGAGUCUUCAGUUUCAGGCAGGGGACCCCCCAACUCCCAUCCACCCUGGCAGGGGGGCCUCAGUGCUGGCCCUGACAGCUGCCCAUGCUCAAAAUGGACGUGAGAACCAGACUGCAGAGACAGCGGCCAGCCCAGACCAUAGGAAGCAACUGGGGCUUGCUGGGGGGAGUCCAGUAUGCCCUGUCGAGGACCUGGCCCACUGCGCCCCCUCACUUGCUUCUGCAGCCCCCCAGGGGCCCUGCAACCCUGAGCACAUACCCCGGGAGGACCCUCCCUCUGUGCCUGCAGGUGCCAGGGGGGCCCAAGGCAAGCCAGGGGGGCUGCUCCCAGCAUCUCCAUCCUGCAGGGACUCCCCCUGCCUACAGCAUCUGCUGCCUCCUUCCCCAACUUGGACACCCCUGCAAAGAGCCAGCUGCACCCCUGGCCCCACCAGUGCUGGGGCUGAGCAGCACCCAGCUGUGCCCCCACCGGGGAGGACAAGCCCCUGUGGCCCUGAGGGAGGCCUGGCAAACAGCAGCCCCCUGGAGGAUGCACCUUCACAGGGCCAGACUGGCUCAGACUUCACUCUUGCCCGUGAGGGGCACUGCCCUGACAGCAGCAUUUCCAGAGUGGUAGAGCAUUCUGGAAAAGAGAGGCAGAGGAGGCCCUCUGCCCAUGCAGCCCUGUCUCCCCAAGCGGGAGCCGUCUCCCCAAGAGGGACCGGCAAGGCCCCUGGCCAUCCCAGCGUUCCCGCUGAAUAUGGCGUGGAGGUGGCCGGAAGGCUGCCGACACUGGACGCCAGGGUUGUGUCGCCAGGGCCCUGGUGUACUUCCUCAGAGCCCCCAAGGAGCACUGCUCCUCCAGGUCCCGGGGAAGGCCAGCAUGUCACAGCCAAACUGACAGACACGUGUCUCGUGGAGGCCACAGGGCCGGAUUCACACUCCUGCCCGGAGGACAGGGCAGGGGCCAGCAGCGAUGGCUUGGAGGACCCCGGGACACCUGGUGCUGGAUGGUCUAGUUCCCCCCAGAGCCACAGACAUGCCCCCCGCCAAGCACACAGGGGAGACCCUUUGUGUCCCCAAGACGCCAAGCAGAAGCCCCAGGGCUUUCAGAAGAAGCCCCAGCCCUUGGGGCACAGUCAGAGGACGGAGGGCCCUGGCCCGGGGGUGCUCCUCAUUGUCACCUGCGAGAUCUGCCGGGCCUCCUUCCGCUCCGGGCCUGGCCUGAGCCGGCACAAGGCCAGGAAGCACCGCGGUGGCCCCUCUUUGCCACACCAGGCUGGCCUUCCCGCCCAUGGGGCCCCGGGGCCCCCAGCCAGCACACCCCAGGCCCCUGGGAAGAAAGGCCGCAAAGCGCCGGGGAAAGAGAAACCAAGGAACAAGCUCAUGGGGCCCAGUCUCGCUGUGGGGCCACCAACCCCCAGCCAGGUCUCCUCUGAGGACAGGCUGGGAAUGGAGACACCCUUGGAGGCCAGGCAAGGGCUCAGCGUUUCUGGGGCACCAGGCUCCCCACCCCACCCUGAGCCAUGGAGCCCAGACCUGCUCAGCCAAGGGAUAGGCAUGAUGCCUUGGUCCCCCAGACCCAGGAAGUCUGACGAGCUGCAGGGGAACGUGCCCCAUCCACAACACGCAGAGCCAAGAGGAGCCCAGAGAGGCAAAGAGCCGGGGGGCUUCCCCAGUGACCUGGAGGGGAAAUCAAAUCAGAAAGGGAGGAAAGCAAGCAUGAGAAGGUUCCGGAAGAAGAGCAAGCCUUCUGACUUGGAGAAGAGCUGUCCUCAAGUUGCCCCUGAUGUGAUUCCAGGUAGCCCCAGCGCAAAUCCAUCAAGUGCGAUUGCCAAUUACCAAGCCCAGCCGAGCCGCUGCCUCUCACCAGAGGGAGAGAGAGAGACAGAUGCGGGGCAGCCACCACGCACUGCUGUGCCGGGGCCAGGGGUGACAGCAAAUGCAGAGAAUGUGGGUCCCAGGAUGUCAUCCACCAAGGAGACACAGGCCCGAAGCCCACUCGGAGAUGUGAUGACCCCAUGCCAGGCAGGGCAGGAUGCAUCAAGUGGAUUCUGGGGACUGAGAGAACCCAGAACACUUGGAGCUGGCACAAAGCCAUCACAUGCAGCCGGGAGUAGGGCUGCAGAUGAUGGCAGGUGGGCUGAGAGCAGGCCAGGGGAAGGUGUAAUGGGGGCAUCCAAGCCCACCUUGGAGCCCUCAGGUGCUCCCAAGGCUCCCAGUUCCGAAAUGAGCAGCCCUCUUGGCUGCAGCCCCCAAGGCUUCUUGGACCACCCAGAGGCUGGGGACUGCAUUCAGGAGCUCCAGGGCAGUGUGUCCGGAGACUCCAGCCUGGGUCUUGAGGGUCCCCUGGGCCUGUUUGAUGAUGAGGCCUCAUUUUCUCAGCUCUUCCCUCUGGGCAACCGCUUGACACGGAAGAAGAAUCCCCGUGUCUAUGGGCAACGCAGUAAGAAGCUGAAGCCGCCACCACCACCACCCCCGAAGCCCCGUAUCGAAGUGGGGGGGCCUACCACGCCAUGCUCCACUCGCCUGCCCACAGACCUGAGUGACUCAGGCUCCCCGUGCCUGUCCCAUGAGGAGCCCUGGGCAGAUGAGGCCCCUGGCCUGCCCGAGGCCUUCUUCGUCGAUGGUUUCCUCAGCAGCAAGGUGCCUGGGAUCGAGCCCUGGGCCCCCAGCCCCAGCUUGUGGCCCCUGGAGCAGCCUGAGAAGGGACCCUCCCCGCUCACUGCCCCCACUGAGGAGGCACCCACUGGCCCCUGCCUGGACAACCUGUCGGAGGGCCUCCCCGAGCUGCACAGGGUCCCAGCUGCCUGGCAAGGCCUGGAACUGCAGGCACCCCCUGAUGAGGCUUCCUCCUCUUUGAGGGAAAUGAGCCCUGAGCCCCCCAGCCUAGAGAGAGAAGGCUCCAAUGGCGGCCCACCUGGAAUCACAGGCCUGCCACAGUUCCCAGCCCUGGAUUUCAACGCGCUCAGCACCAAGUUUGAAAUGCAAGACCUGUGCCUCCGGGGGCCCUGUGAAGACCCCAUGGGACUCUCUGGCAUGAGCUUUAUGGGCCUCCAGGCUGAGGCGAGCUCUCAGGGGUCACAGGACACAAGGCUGGAGGCGACGGGCAGGGGCCCCGACCGAGACUGCCCGGUGAAAGACAAGAGGGGCACCUACAAGUGCAAGGUGUGCUUCCGGCGCUUUGGCGGCCUGGGCGAGCUGGACCUCCACAAGCUGGCCCACAGCCCUUCGCCACCACCCACCUGCUACAUGUGCGUGGAGCGCCGGUUCAGCUCGCGCCAGCUGCUGCGCGAGCACCUUCGGGAGAAGCACGUGCAGUGCAAGGCAGGACUGUGGGCCUGUGGCAUGUGCCUGCGCCAGGUACCCGACGUUUGGAUGUACAACGAGCACCUGCGUGAGCAUGCUGUGCGCUUUGCCCGCCGGGGCCAGGCAAGGACAUCCCUGGGGGACCUGCCUGGCUGCCUGGAGGAGGGCAGUGUCAUCCCACACUUCCUCAACGGCAUCUUGGGGCAGGCCUCUCAGCCCCACAGGGGCCAGCGCACCACCCCCAAAGCCAGUGGGGGCCCUGGAGAGGCCCCAAGGAGGACAAAGGCGAAACCCAAGGCUCCCAGGGCCAACCCCUUAGACCAAGAUGGCACCUUGAUGCCAGGCAGAGGCUUGAUCAACACCAACGUUGGGGCCAAUGACAGCCCACCCAACCUUGCUCCAUCCAGCUCUGCCAAGGCGCCUCCCAGCCUGUCCCCCAACCCCCAGUCCCUCAGUGAGCCCCUCCUCAGAGCCAUGCCUGUACAUGCAGACUGCAAGGACCCCUCCCGCCACUGCCACCACUGCGGGAAGCAGUUCCCCAAGCCCUUCAAGCUACAGCGCCACCUGGCAGUGCACAGCCCACAGCGCAUCUUCCUGUGCCCCCAGUGCCCGCAUGUCUAUGCGGAGCACCGCCAGCUGCGCGCCCACCGUGGCCGGGAGCAUGGGGCACGGGGGGAGCCAGAGCGGCCACCCACACCACUCUACACGUGCGAGCUCUGUGCCACCGUCAUGCGCAUCAUCAAGCGCUCCUUCAUCUGCAGCGCCUGCAACUACACCUUCGCCAAGAAGGAGCAGUUUGACCGUCACAUGGACAAGCACCGAAGGCCUGGCCAGCAGCCAUUUGCCUUCCGCGGCGUGAGGAGGCCGGCGACCCCAGGAUGGAAAGCCCCAGCCCUUGAGGGUGCGCGGCCCAGCAAACGGCGCCGAGUGGCUGUGCCUGGCAGCGCCCUGGGGCCCAGCAUGGACAGGCCCCAAUCCCAGGGCAGCAGCCCUGCCCCAGGCACCGUUUCCUCCCCAGCCCUGCACCUGCCGUGCCCAGAGCCAGCUCCCAUCGCUGCCCAGGGACAGUCCCAGAUGCAGGAGAGGACCCUGAACCCAGAGGGCAGCCCAGUGAGGGCAGGCGACCCGCUGCCUGACUGCCAGGAACUUCUACCCCCGCCCCUGUCUCCUUUCCCAGUCCCCCCGGCUGGUGGCAAAGUUGGGCAAGAGGAUGAAGGCCCCUCUGGCAGUCCUGCGCCCCUCCACCCUCACACUGUCCCUCCAGAGCUACCCCUGCCCCUGCCAGGGGGCGGAAGCCAAGACGGAGAGGAAAAGAUGCCUCCACGUCUGUUCUCGGGAAAGCACGGGAGCCCAGGUGCCCCCAGCAAGUGUGCCCCUGACCUUUCCCUGGAAGACCCCUCCCUGGCCCAGAGAGAGAAACAGGUGCCCAGAAGUCACAUGGUGCCCAAAGAGGGCCUGGAGGGCGCCUCCCACAAGGGGGGUGCCACCAAGGCCGGGAGUAUCCGGGAUUCCUCAGAGAGCAAGCUGGCAGUGUCUGCCCCAAGCAAAGCGCCCACAGUCCCUGUGCCACCGAGGAAGGCCGUGCUGUGCCGGGUCCCCACAGAGCCAGCCCAGGAAGCUGAGGACAGGCCAAGGCCUACCACCCCCAAAGCCAAGCCAGACCCCAGCUCCCAGGACAGUGGGGAUCCCCGACACAGAGUCACAGCAGGGGGCGGUAGCCAGGCCCAGCCAGCCACUGGGCAGCUCCAAAGUGAGACAGCCACCACCCCCGCCAAGCCCCCCUGUCCAGGCCAGAGCCCCCCGCCAGCCAAGCCCCCUCCCCAAGCCCCAGCCAAAGGCCACAGCCAGGGGCCCAGGGGAGCCAGGGAGCAGGGGCCCCAAGGCAGCCUGGGCCCCAGAGAGAGCAUGGGAGGUGAUGGGAGGAAGAAGGGCCGCACCCCUGGACCCACAAGGAGCGGGAGUGCAGGGGGCCUGGGGAGAGCCCCCUUGGUGCCUGACAGGCCCCCCCGGAACCCCCGGAAGCAGGCAGUCCCAAGCCGCGUGCCCCCUGCCAAGCCCCGACUGAGCAGACAGACAGACAAGGUACCGCUGCAGACCUCAGAGUGCCGGAUGGGGGCUCCUGGCGUCAGCCUUGGGGGCUUCCAGAGCAGGAGGGAGGGGCCGGGCAUGGCUGCCCCUGAGAAGAGGCCCCCACACGGGCCCCCCAGGAGAGGCAGAGCUGUCCCUGCCUUCCCCCGAGCCCUCUGCACUGCUGAGUCCCAGAACCACCUCCUCAGCCAGCUCUUCGGGCAGAGACUGACCAGCUUCAAGAUCCCGCUCAAGAGAGACCCGGCCGAGUAG
Messenger RNA from Trichechus manatus latirostris (Florida manatee), 11511 nucleotides. It is a transcript of the gene ZNF469, whose product is annotated as zinc finger protein 469. The record is from RefSeq and is a predicted model, not a curated record. The transcript is spliced from 2 exons. NCBI's taxonomy places the organism in Eukaryota, Metazoa, Chordata, Mammalia, Sirenia, Trichechidae. Bases 1 to 11511 code for a protein of 3836 amino acids.